AUGGCAUCAAAUAUUCUGGCUAGUGAUCAACUGAACUUCAUUCGUAUGGUUAUAGCAAGUGUGGAUGAGAUCAAAGUAGUUCUAGCGGACAUUUUAAGAUGUGAGUUGAAACCUGUAGACUUGCCUAAAUCCAUAAUCUCGUGCUCAGAAUUGAUGAUCGGGAGACAUAAACUGAGGCCAGAACAACUGAAACUCUGUUGUCCCUCUCCCCCUGCUGUACCAAACUAUAGACAGUUUGAUGUUUCUUUGUUAUAUACACUCAUACGAAACCUGUGUCCACAAUUAAAACCAAAACAAGAUUGGGGAAAACCAUUGGCAAGCACUGAUAUUGAAAUCGGACAUGAUAUCGAGCGCCUCAGGGAAUUUAGAAACACGAUGUUUGCGCACUCGGAGUCUUCCAGUGUAGAUGACAUGGUGUUUACUACAAAAUGGCAGGAUUUAGAACAGAUAUUCAAGAGGAUACAAUCGUUUCUUAAAACAAAAGGAAUCUCAGUUGACUACGGGAAGAAACUGAAAGAUAUUGCAAAGAGUGACUUUGGUUUCGAGGAUAUGGAAAAAUACAAAACUUUUUUACAAGGCAUUUUACAUAUAGAAAGGGAAAAGUAUAAAUACU
Messenger RNA from Saccostrea cuccullata (small rock oyster), 613 nucleotides. RefSeq lists its product as uncharacterized. NCBI's taxonomy places the organism in Eukaryota, Metazoa, Mollusca, Bivalvia, Ostreida, Ostreidae. The annotation marks the transcript as partial. The record is from RefSeq and is a predicted model, not a curated record. The transcript has a single exon.